Musa acuminata AAA Group (dessert banana) is the source of this 3290-nucleotide messenger RNA. RefSeq names its product lysine-specific demethylase JMJ25. The record is from RefSeq and is a predicted model, not a curated record. Gene Ontology annotation, cellular component: chromatin; histone deacetylase complex. Gene Ontology annotation, molecular function: histone H3K9 demethylase activity; chromatin DNA binding; transcription coregulator activity. Gene Ontology annotation, biological process: regulation of transcription by RNA polymerase II. Lineage: Eukaryota; Viridiplantae; Streptophyta; Magnoliopsida; Zingiberales; Musaceae. The transcript is spliced from 13 exons. Bases 135 to 2999 code for a protein of 954 amino acids.
AGCACGUGCGGCCCGCGUCGCUUACGAUUCCGGAAUCGACAAGGAACCCACAGAUCGAAGGAAACCACUUCCACGCUGCCGCCGCCGACGCGACCGCCACCAGUCCCCGCGACUAGGGCAAAGAAGACGAAGCGAUGCCGCCGAUAAGAACGGGGAAGCGGCGUCGGCCGGCGGAGGCGGAGGACGGGGGGUUCCCCUCGAGGACGCGCAGCGGCGGCCGGAGGCCCCCCGUCCAGAGCUCCCCACAGCUCGACUUCCCCGAUAAGUGCCGCUCUAAGCACUUGGAUGCAAACGGGAAUCCAGUGGAAUCCACAAUGUGCCACCAGUGCCAGCGGAAUGAUAAGGGUAGGGUUGUUCGUUGUACAAAGUGCCGGUCGAAGCGAUAUUGCAUCCCAUGCAUUACGAGAUGGUAUUCUCAAUUAACUGAGGAGGCAAUUUCUGAGGCUUGCCCAGUUUGUCGAGGAAAUUGCAAUUGCAAAGCAUGCUUGCGCAUGGAUGGAUCAUUGAAAGAUUUGUUGAAAUUUGGUGUAGAAUUUAGUGAUGAUGAAAAGUUACAAUACUCUGCUUACCUUCUCCAAUUGCUUCUUCCAGUCGCCCAAAAAAUAAAUCAAGAACAAGUGUUAGAAAAGGAAUUGGAAGCAAAGAAUCAAGGUUUAUCUCUAUCAGAUUUUAAGCUUCAGGAAGCAUGUUGGAAUGCUGAUGAACGCGCAUAUUGCAACAAUUGUAGAACUUCUAUUUAUGAUUACCACAGAAGCUGCCCAAACUGUUCAUAUGAUCUCUGUCUUACUUGUUGUCGGGAGCUUCGUGAGGGCCAUCUACAGGGAGGUGGAGUGGAAGAAGUUGAAUAUGCCGAUAAAGGGUUUGACUAUUUGCAUGGUAAAUAUUCUUGUGCUCAUUUCCCAGAAGGUAGAAAAGACUUGGAAGGAAUCUCUGAGGACAAAUUUAGGUCAAUAUCAGAGUGGAAAACACAGAGCGAUGGUAGCAUUCCUUGCCCCCCGCAGUCUAUGGGUGGCUGUGGAAGUGGCAUUCUAGAAUUAAGGACUCUGUUUCCUGAUGGUUGGGUUUCAGACUUGGUAUUGAAAGCAGAAGAACUUGUUCAUACCUACAGAUGUAUGAAUAUCACUAGAGUUUUGGAACAGGGAUGCUCUUGUUUCACAUCAGAAGGUGUGGUUGACCAUGGCAAUGAUUCAGCAAGAAAAGCUGCCUCCCGUGAUGAUAUGAGUGACAAUUAUUUGUACAGUCCAAAUGCUCUGGAUAUUCAAAAUGAGGAUCUGAAGCAUUUCCAAUGCCACUGGGUUAAGGGUGAACCUAUAAUUGUAACCAAUGUGCUGGAAACGACAUCUGGUCUGAGUUGGGAACCAAUGGUGAUGUGGCGUGCAUUUCGCCAGAUUACAAAUAUCAAACAUGGUCAACACUUGGAUGUAAUUGCCAUUGAUUGUUUGGACUUGUCUGAGGUUGAUGUGAAUAUUCAUCAAUUUUUUAAGGGGUAUUCAGAGGGCCGAUUUGACUCUUAUGGGUGGCCUCAGAUACUAAAAUUGAAAGACUGGCCACCAUCUAACUCAUUUGAGGAGCGGUUGCCACGCCAUGGGGCUGAGUUUGUCAAGUUGUUGCCUUUUAAGGAGUAUACACAUCCGUUCAUAAAAAAGGAGAAGCAUAAAAAGAAGAAAAAACCAAAGGAGCAGAAGCAUAACAACAAGAAAACACAAAAGGAGCAUAAACAUUAUCGAUAUGGUUUUCUUAAUCUUGCUGUCAAAUUGCCUAAGGAUGGACUGAAGCCAGACUUGGGGCCAAAGACAUACAUUGCGUAUGGGUUUAUACAAGAGUUAGGUCGUGGAGAUUCAAUCACUAAGCUUCACUGUGAUAUGUCUGAUGCAGUGAACAUUCUGACACAUACAGAGGAGGUUACUCUAACUGCUGAGCAACUUAAAUGUGUAAACGAGUUGAAAAAACAGCAUGCUGCCCAGGAUCAAGUAGAAUUAUAUAAUAAUUUUCAGAGAGAUAAUGAUGUGACGGGGAUGCAACAAACAGCCCCUUCGAAGAAGUUUAAGCCAGAUCCAGAUUGUAUUGCCUUUGAUAAUGAUGAAGCUCGUCCGAUGCUGGAAAAUCAUGACCAUCUUAAUGGUUCAUAUAAUGAUCAAAAGACUAGGAUGACUGACAAUACGGUGGCUGAUAAUCUGGAUGUAUUUAUGGAUCAGGAUGAAAAAAGUGAACCUUGUUGUCCAACAAAAGAAAAAUCUCAUUGCAAUCUGGCUAGUGAAUGUGGAACGACAGUUGAUAAGAAGACAAUGCUUCAAUAUGAGAGGAAAGGACGAAAGCCUUGUGGAGGAAAGUCCAGGAAAGGUCAUAUUAAUGAUCAACCGGAUCAAACUGAUCCUGAGGAAGUGGCAAUUAGGGUUGAUGCCAUAGCAGGUACAAAUGUCCGUGAAAGUCCAUCUGCUGUUCCUCAAAAUGGCAAGGAGUCAUUGCUUAAUAGAGUUACACCUUUUGAUAGUAGUGUACCUUCCCUAACUUCAGACUUUGAAGGGUUAGAAUAUGCAGAGGGAGGUGCUUUGUGGGACAUUUUCAGGAGGCAAGAUGUUCCAAAGUUGCAUGAAUUUCUUAUGAAGCACUUCAGAGAAUUUAGGCAUAUCCAUUGUUCUCCAUUACACCAGGUUACUCAUCCAAUUCAUGACCAAACAUUUUACUUGACUUUGGAGCACAAACGGAAGCUCAAGGAAGAAUAUGGAAUUGAGCCAUGGACAUUUGUUCAGAAACUUGGAGAUGCUGUUUUUAUUCCUGCUGGUUGCCCCCAUCAAGUUAGAAAUUUGAAGUCAUGCAUAAAAGUUGCCCUCGACUUUGUCUCUCCCGAAAACAUCAAGGAGUGUGUCCAUCUGGCUGAUGAAAUUCGUGUGCUUCCAACCAAUCACCGGGGGAAGGAAGAUAAACUAGAGGUGAAGAAAAUGGUAAUCUAUGCAGUGCAGCAGGUCAUUAAAGAUUUAGAGGAGUUGGGCAGCUUAUGAGAAAAAAAGGGCGACAUCGUCUGCACAGGAACAUGUUAAUUUUGAUGAAAGGAACAUGCCUAUUUUUGGGGGUUUUUUUUUUGGGUUUCUUUAACCAGUUUAUGUACAUCGAUCAAACUUUCUAUCACUAAAUCAACUUUCUAUGAUUUAGGUUAAAAAAUACAAUACUGCACUACAUUUUUGUUCCCACCGCUUGCAAGUUGGUGGCGUAGAUCGUGACGCGUGUCUUUUAAUAUUUUAUGUAUAUAUAACUCCAAAAAGAAUUUAUAGCACUCGUAGAUGUUGCAUCCA